Messenger RNA from Populus trichocarpa (black cottonwood), 940 nucleotides. Its product is annotated as stress response protein NST1. Lineage: Eukaryota; Viridiplantae; Streptophyta; Magnoliopsida; Malpighiales; Salicaceae. Bases 72 to 629 code for a protein of 185 amino acids. The record is from RefSeq and is a predicted model, not a curated record. The transcript is spliced from 2 exons.
ACCCUUCAAUCUUUCCUCUCUAAAAUUUCUGAAAUCCCAACUCUCGCUCUCCCUCUCCCUCUCCCUCAGAAAUGGCCACCGCCGCUUCUCGCUCCUUACUCCGCACGACCCGUCGUUUGUUCUGCACGAACGCCACACCUAAAAACAACCAUCAAAAUAACCACAAAUUUUUAGAACCAGACUCCUUUAUUGGAAGCUGGGAGACACCAAAAACCCCAAAAGAAGCAGAGGCAAAACUAGCUAGAUUAAGAAGAGAAUAUGCAAAGCAAGUCCAAGUAUUGAGAAGGGAAUAUAUAGUGGAAGUCGAAGCUUUGCGUAUAGAGAAACAAAGGAAAGAAGAGGCUAGAAAAGAAGCUAUUCGAGUUGCUAAUGAAGAGAGGAAGAAAUUGAAAGCUGAAGCUGCUAAAGUCAGAGCUGAAGAGAGGAAGAUUGAACAAGAGGAGUUUCGAAAGCUUCUGUUGAAAGAAAGAGCAGAGAAGCUUGAGAAUUGGAGGAUGAAAGAAAAGAGGCAGGAAGAGAAGAAGAAAGUGAAGCAUGAACUCUUACACCGACAAAGUUCAAACUGGAUUGAUGGCCGUGAAUUGGAGAAGAAGAUACUGGAAGUCAUGGUUGACGGCACACAAAUUUGAUUCCUCAUGUUUUCAAAUUUUGCAUCUGUUUGCUGCUUCUGGAUAAAUGAGUUUGGAACUUAAAAUUUGACCAAGAAAUAACUCGAGCUUUGUUCAAUCGGAACCUGGAACUUCCUUAUUGAUGUAGCUCGGUCAUGUUGCGAUCGAAGUUAGUUUGUCAUCUUUAGCAAAUGCCCGCUUGCUCCGAAAAGUAGAAAUAUAGUUCACCAUUCCCAUUUACAAAACCACUUUGAAUUAUGGCCUGCUAACUGUCAUGUUCUCAACUUUCUUUUGUUUGAACAAAUGCGUGGUUGGCCUUGCGAUUAUCAGUA